GAAUUCCAGCUCUUGAUGACGUCAUCCAAGCAUCCAGAUCUUGCGGCCAGCAGAAGCUUUCCUCCAUCAAUUCCUGCAAACCAGUGUAACUGUUAACUUCAACACAUCAAAAUACCAACGGAAUUUAGCAAAAAUCAGAACAAGCAAUGCAGCCCACUCUCAAUCAUUUCCUUCAGGCACUGGCCCUCUCCUCCAUCAUCAACCAGAUGCUGACAUGUGUAGCUGGCAUUCGAAAUUCGGCAGCCACGACGGAUGAUGGCCGUCGAAUUCUGCACGAGCCAUUGUUUCCAAUCGAAAACAUCCCGCCGCCUUCGCCGGUCGAGCCUCCCCCUCCCCCAGCAAGCCCAGAAAGCGACUGGCCGUUCUUCCCCCAGGGCCCGCCUGUGCCCAUCUUGGAUCAGCCGCGAUCGCCCGCCGCCACCACCAAUCUCACCAGCCCAUCCCAGUCUGCAGCCCCACCAGCCCACCCAAUCAAAAGGAUCACAAUUGUGGUCUCCGUCUCGAUCGCCGCAUUGGGUAUGCUAUCAGCAUUGGCAGUCUUCUUGUACUGCCACCGGGUAAGGCAUCCGACGGCGGAAUCUGAUAAGCUUGUCGGCAAUGACGCCCAACGGGUCCCACCAGAUGGGUCAGCUACCGCUGACGGCCUGUACCUUGGGACAAUGGACCCUUACAACCAAAGUGCUGGUGCUGCUGAGCCAAACAGAUCACCAUACCACAGGCUGAACUCGGUCCAGAGAUCAGAGCUGCACCGGCCAAGCCCGGAACUCCAGCCAUUGCCGCCACUAACCGGGCCACCAAAACGGGUUUCGCCACCAGCGAUGUCAUCCGAUGAGGAUACCUUGUUCUACUCUCCCCAAGGAUCGAUUGCUGAGACCAGCGAAAGUUCUGGCUCAUCAGUUUCACGACAGAUCUUACCACCUACAGCUGCUCCUGCAGCUACCAGAGUUGUUUAUACCUCUAAUUCUACUCAAUCUCAUCGAGCUUCUCCAAAAACCCGUCUCUCAAAUUGCUCUAGUGAUAUUAAAAAGACCAUUACAACAUCAGCGCCACCGCCACCGCCUCCCCCACCUCCGAUGCCAUCAUGUAGUCAGCAAUCUCAACUACAAUGCGCUCAGCCCAAAACACCAUCUCCUCCAAAACGGAAGGCAAAAUUUGCAUCACCACCUUCACCACCACCAAACUUGCAGCUUCCCCCUUGGAUGAAAAAUCCACCCACAAAGGCAGAAGGAAGUUCCGGCCCGCCUCCACCGCCACCGCCGCCGCCUCCACCCCCGCCAAUUUUGGGGAAAACCCAAAUUCCAGAAGCACGGGUCCCACCAAUGCCAGUUCGACCAUUGUCCAAACCCCAAUAUGUGAUGCCUGCCCCGACGGCUGCUCCUCGGGCCAAAGCACCACCAUCAGUUGUAGAGGUUAAUCGCGGUGGCAGCAGUUCAUCCGAGCCCCACGAAGUGGUUGACAACAUGGACAAUGGAAAACCCAGGUUGAAGCCAUUGCAUUGGGAUAAAGUACGCGCGAGUUCAGAUCGGGCGACGGUGUGGGAUCAACUGAAAUCAAGCUCUUUCCAAUUGAAUGAAGACAUGAUCGAGACCCUGUUCUGCAAUUCUGCAAUUCCUGUUCAGAAAGAAGCAACUAGAAGACCAGUUCUCCUACCUGUCGAACAAGGAAACAGAGUAUUGGAUCCGAAGAAGUCACAGAACAUAGCUAUACUUCUAAGGGCACUGAAUGUAACCCGGGAGGAGGUGUGUGAAGCACUUCUCGAUGGUAAUCAAGAGGGUUUAGGUCCUGAGCUUUUGGAGACUUUGGUAAAGAUGGCUCCGACCAAAGAGGAAGAAUUGAAAUUGAGAGACUACAGCGGUGAUUUAUCAAAGCUAGGCUCUGCAGAACGCUUUCUCAAGGCAGUGUUGGAUAUACCUUUUGCCUUUAAAAGAGUCGAUGCAAUGCUAUACAGAGCAAAUUUCGAUGCGGAAGUUAAAUAUCUAAGGAAGACUUUCGAAACUCUAGAGGCAGCAUGUGAAGAGCUGAAAAACAGUCGACUAUUCUUCAAGCUUCUUGAAGCCGUUCUCCGAACAGGCAACAGAAUGAACGUGGGCACUAACCGUGGAGAAGCAAAAGCAUUCAAGCUCGACACGCUCCUAAAACUGGUAGAUGUUAAAGGGACAGAUGGGAAGACAACACUCCUCCAUUUCGUGGUACAAGAAAUCAUUCGAUCCGAAGGUUCAGGUUCGGACCAUCCACCUGAAGAUUUUCUCAAGAAACUGCACCCCAAAUCAAAGGAGGAAGAAUUCAAGAAGCAAGGCUUGAGGGUCGUGGCUGGGCUGAGCAACGAGCUUAGCAAUGUGAAAAAAGCAGCAGGGAUGGACUCAGACGUCUUGAGCAGCUACGUGACGAAGCUUGAAAGGGAGCUCGAGAAAAUCAAGCUGGUGUUACAAUUAGAGAAGUCGUGCACGAAAGGCGUGAAGUUCUUCGAGGCAAUGAAGAUCUUUCUUAGAGAAGCUGAAGAUGAGAUUCUUCGAGUUAAGGCUGAGGAGAAGACGGCAUUGGCAAUGGUAAAAGAGGUUACUGAAUAUUUUCACGGGGACACAGCAAAGGAAGAAGCUCAUCCUUUUAGGAUCUUCAUGGUCGUACGUGAUUUCCUAUUGGUGUUGGAUCAGGUCUGCAAGGAAGUCGGGACAAUGCAGGAUAGGGUAGUGGUGGGGUCCGCUAGAUCAUUCCGGAUAUCAGCGAAUGCUUCAUUACCAGUUUUCAAUAGAUUCAAUAACAGGAAAGAAGGAGCUUCGGAUGAUGACAGUUCUUUGUCUUCAUAGAAUCACAUGAGAAGAAAAAUAAUACACCAUGAAUUUCUUUAAAACCCCAUCAAUACCCCGACGGUUUCAACACAUUUUUAUGUACAACCUGAGGGUAUUUGUGUCUUUUGGAGGCGAUGGAGGGUCCCAUAAGGAAGGAAAUAACACAGAAUCAGGAAGGUGGGAAGGCUAAGGAAUGCAGAUUGGAAAUUUGGAAAGCUGAAAAGGGUCAUGUAGAGUUACAGUCACACAUAGUCAGAUAAGGUCUACUUUUGUAAUUUAUCAAAGAAUAUUUAUCGUCUAUAUAUCAAUGGAAUUCGAUGUAUUCUUAUUCAUUUCAAGGAAAAUCAAAGCAGUCUUCAAAUCUUUCA
Molecule: messenger RNA, 3154 nt
Organism: Magnolia sinica
Lineage: Eukaryota; Viridiplantae; Streptophyta; Magnoliopsida; Magnoliales; Magnoliaceae
Product: formin-like protein 6
Exons: 4
Coding region: 147-2804 (885 amino acids)
Biological process (GO): actin cytoskeleton organization; actin nucleation
Molecular function (GO): actin filament binding
Source: RefSeq, a predicted model, not a curated record